UCCAACGGUGGUAGCUAAGUUGAGAUCGCAGCAGCUCCAUACUAGCACGUUCUGAUCUUCUACCUGGUAUAGCGGUUUUGAGACGUAGACCAGUAGGAAUGACAUUGGCGUCUCUUGUCUCUCGCAGAAAGCUAAUGUGUUCCUCCUCCUUGAUCAUCUUUAUCUUGGUUUUCUCAAAGCCUCUAAAUAGGUUGCUGGUUCCGGGUCCGUACCGGUUAUCCAAUCUGUUUUUGAAGGUGGUAGACAAUGGUACAGUGAAAACAUCUUGUCGAACUUGCAUUGUCUUAUUUAUUUAAUGUAACACGACGUUUCGGUUGGUAAGUAUCUCCAACCGUUAUCAAGUGUAAACUGACAGCAAACUACUAUUCUAUAGGCUUAUAUACUAGAUGUGUGUAGCUAUGUGGAAGGGAAAGUCAUCCGUGAAAAGAGUUGGGGGGGGGGGGAGGACACGCCUCUCUCUAGAUCCUACACUGUCCUGAAACGUCGUGUUACAUUAAAUAAAUAAGACAAUGCAAGUUCAACAAGAUGUUUUUUAAUAUGUAUGUUAAAUACAUUUUUAUUAACUACAUCCACAAAUUUUUCGUAACAGGGUAUGUCUGUAUUUUCCGCUACCAAUCGGUCCGCUGUACGUUUUAAGGUUGUCCCAACUCCCUCCGGGGCACCUUUACCAUGUCCAGCCUCACUGUAUGACCAAGAAAUCUUGUUAAUAUUUGUAAAUUUAGUUGGCAAAUAAUACCCAAUGAUAUUAAACAUCGUCUUGUUGCGGUAUUGUGUACUAGGGCUAUCCGAAAGAAAAUAGAUGGUAUUUAUCAAUGGCCUGGAAAAACGUUCUAAAAUUGGAAUCAAGUGAGAUGCAAUUGCUUUGGCAUCAUGUCUAAGACUCGGAGAUAUAGUGGAAAAUGAGCUUACCCGAUCCUUGCUGUAAGCAACGCUGAUGCCUGUGCCUCGGAGAAAUAUUUGCAUGAAUAGUUUUCUGAAAAGUCAAUAUGAAGAAGCAAUUCGGAGUCAUUAAGUGACUUUUUGAGUGUUGAUAAUGUUCAUAUAUUUUGGAAGAAGCAAGAACACCUCCUGAACAAGAUUGUAGUGAGAUAUUGUAAUAAGAGUGUAAAAGAUGUGUUAAAAGAGUGAUUUAAGUGCAAACAAUAGACCAAAUAUGUCUAUAUGUGUUUUUUGUGAGGAAUCUAUACCAUCACGAAAAAAACUGCCAUGUAGUGAAUGUAAAAACGCUUCGCAUAUCAACUGCGUUCACAAGUCCGUCGAUGUAGCCAAUUUGAUUUCUGAAGUAAGAGGUUUAUCCUGGAAGUGUGAUGAAUGUGUUUCAAAAUGUAUUUCCAUUGACCAAUCACGUUUAAAACUUCUCGUAAAUGAGCAUGUACAAUCAUCACUGGCUUCUAUUACUGCUGCUUUUGAAUCCCUAAAAUCUGAUUUAGUUACUGUAAUCUCUGAGAAGAUCUUAAGUGUCAAGUCGGCGACUACUGCACCGGUGAGCUAUUCAAGUAUAGCAAAAAAUAACACUCAACCUGCUGUCUUGGUAGUGCCAAAGAACCAAGCCCAGACCACUGAAAAGACCAAGGAAGAUAUAACCCAUCGAAUUAACCCAUCGGAAUUGAAUUUACAGUUAACCAAAGUAAAAGCGGUUAAAAAUGGUUCCAUUGUCGUAGGCUGUAAAAGUCAGGAAGAAAAAAAAAACGUUUAGAGAGAUGGCUCAAGAAAAGUUAGCUGAUUCCUAUGAAAUUAAGGAGCUUCACGGAAUUAGUCCUAGGGUUCGUAUAGUAGGUUUUAGGGAAAAUUAUAAUAAUGACGAAUUUCUUAAUUUAAUUAAACAAAUAAAUAAAGAUGUAUUUUUUUCUGAAUCCAUAUGUAAUGUUUUUAAAAUAUGUACGACAAAAAAAAGUGACAAGGUAUUUCAGGCUGUUGUUCAAUUAGAUAGAGCGACAUAUGAUAGGAUCAUAAAGGUGGGCACUGUUUUUGUGGGAUAUGAUGCGUGCUCUGUAUUUGAUGGUGUUGAAGUAAAUCGCUGCUUUAACUGUAAUGAAUUUAACCAUUCUUCAAAAAAUUGCAUUAAAACUCAAAUUUGUCCCAGAUGUAGUGAAAAUCACUCAGUAAAAGAAUGCAAAUCUUCCACAUUAAAAUCUUCUAAUUGUAUUAAUCAUAAUUCUCAUAAUCGUGGCAACACUGUCAAAUCGGAUCAUGCUGCUUGGGAUAUAUCGGUAUGUUCGGUUUUCAAGAAUGCGUGUGCAAAACUACGGGCAAAUAUUCUCGGCCAAUAGCAAUUAAUCGAUAAUUUCAUAGCUCAAGGUGCUGCUUCUGUACCUGCCCAUCUAACGAUUUUGAACUAUGCUCCUGCAUUGACCCCGCCCGUAUUGAUGGCGCCUACUGCGAGCAACCAAAAUUAUUAUACUGCACCGAGUACCGGAUUUAGUAAGCGCUUUUUGAUCUAUUAUCAGAACGUACGUGGCUUGAGAACAAAGACUGCAGAUUUAUUAAAUAGCACCUCUGCGUGUUGGUAUGAUCUAAUGGCGCUUACUGAGACAUGGCUCGAUUUGUCAAUAUCUGAUGGUGAGGUGGUUGCGGCUGUGUACAAUGUCUUUCGAGCCGAUAGAGAUUUUCUAAAUACGGGAAAAUCACGAGGUGGGGGCUGUCUGAUAGCCGUUAAUAAAAAGUUUAAUGCUUUUAAAAUAGAUGUAAAUCAAAGUGUUGAUCUUGAGCCCGGUAUAGAUAUUGUUGGUGUUAAGAUUGUAUUAGAUUUCUCGUCAAUUUUAGUUUUUGCUGUAUAUCUUCCUCCUCCAGUAUCUCCUGAAACUUUGGAAAAUCUGUUUGAGUGUCUAACAUCCCUUGACUGCAUUUUUGGUAAUAAUAUUUGCAUAUUGGGUGAUUUUAAUCUACCUAAUUACGUUAACUGUAACAAUUCUCAAGAUAAGCAUAUUUUAAUACUGCAGAACUUUAUAACUUUUCUUAAUUGCAAUCAAAGCAACUCUAUACAAAAUUCAAAUAACAGAAUUCUUGAUUUGGUCAUAAACAAUAAUGAAAAUUGCAUAGUGGAAAAAUCUUUGGAUCCGUUGUUAACCGAAGAUACUCACCAUCCUGCUCUUGAUAUUUCGUUAAAAUAUUGCCACUCUAUGAAUUUUAAGCGUAAGACACUUUUUAACCUACAAAAUGCAUUUAACUUUAAAAAAGCUAAUUUUCCUAAUUUAUAUGAUGCCUUUUCAAAGACUGAUUGGUCAUUUAUGGAAGCUACGGUUUCUGUGGAGCAUCAGUUUAAGGUCUUUUAUGAUUUAAUAUUAAAGGAAUUGGACAGUUUUGUACCAAAAUAUCCUAAUAUACCUAGGAGAAAUUUUCCACCUUGGUUCACAAAUAGUAUUAUAAGGGAUAUAAAGCUUAAGAGUUUUCAUUACAACAAAUUUAAAAAAUAUGGAAGAACCGAUGAUAUAAACACGUUUAAAUUGUUACGCAAUAAAUCUAAAGGAGAUAUAUCUAAAUCUUACUAUCAAUACGUUUCAAAUGUGGAAAGCAGUAUCAUAAAUAAUCCUAACAAAUUUUGGAGUUUUAUAAAGAAUUAAAAAAAUACAAGAGAUAUUCCUAAAGAUAUGUUUUACAAGGACACUCCUAUAAAGGGCACCCUUGAGAUAGUUAAUUCCUUCGCUGACUACUUUAAACGAUCUUUUUUAAAUAAUAAUUUACACCCUAAUUCUCAUCAUACCCCAAAUAACUCUCUUAAUAUAAAUAUUUCUUGUUUUUCAGAACGCGAAGUACUCAAUGCUUUAAACAAAUUAAAACCUAAAUUUACAACAGGACCGGAUCUUAUUCCUGCAUUUAUUAUUAAGGACUGUAGGCAUAUACUUGUAAAGCCUUUACUUGUUUUGUUUAACAACUGUCUUUUAUCGGGGUCUAUUCCCGCAUUAUGGAAAGUUUCCAAGGUUUGUCCUGUAUUUAAAAAAGCACGGAUUUUUUAAAGGAAGGUCUACGAGCACAAACCUUUUGCUUAUAACUCAGAAUAUUGCUGAGGCAGUUGAUAAUGGGGAACAGAUGGAUGUUAUAUACCUGGAUUUUAGCAAGGCUUUCGAUCAAUUGAAUCAUAGUUUAAUUGUUGAUAAGCUUAGUAAUUUUGGAUUUUCAGCUGUCUCUCUUCAAUUGUUUCGCUCAUAUCUAUGUGGUAGAAGUCAGUACGUAGAGUUAUACGGCGAAAGGUCAAGCUCCUAUGAUGUAGUUUCUGGUGUCCCGCAGGGAUCUGUGCUUGGACCGCUACUGUUUAACUAUUUUAUUAACGAUAUUGGUGAUAAAUUGGAUUGCGAUUUUUUACUUUAUGCAGACGAUAUCAAGUUAUAUAAUAAAAUAAGAAAUCUCGCAGAUUGUCAUAGAUUGCAGUAUAAUCUUGACUUGGUAAAUGCUUGGUGUGUAGAAAAUGGUCUAAAGUUGAAUGUUUCUAAAUGUAAUGUUAUGACAUAUACCAACAAAUUAAAACCGUUAUUAUUUAACUACGCUUUAAAUACGACUACAAUAAUACGCACAAAUUCUUUUAAAGACUUGGGAGUGUACUUUGAUACCAAACUGUCUUUCUCAUACCAUAUUGACACAGUAGUCUCAGAAGCGUCAAAAUCAUAUGGAUUUAUUUAUAGAAGCACUAAGGAUUUCAGAAAUCCAGAUGCCAUAAAAACAUUAUAUUUUGCAUAUGUACGAUCACGAUUGGAAUAUGCUUCGGUGAUAUGGUAUGGUCGCCGGCUUAUAAUGUACACAUUAACAAUCUAGAGCAAGUGCAAAGGCGCUUUUUAAAAUACUUAUGUUUUAAGUGUGAUAAUGUAUACCCACCUCAGGGUUUUCCACAUGAUGAUCUGCUCCAACGUUUUAAUAUUUGUUCCCUAGAAACUCGACGAACCUUUUCUGCUCUUAUGACAUAAAUUACUUAAUUAUCUAAUCGAUAGUCCGCCAUUAGUGUCAAAAUUAUAUUUUUUUGUGCCUCGUCUCAAUAAUAGACAUCAUACCACGUUUCAUCUCCCUACUCCUAGAACAAAUCUACUUAAAUUUUCACCAAUUUAUACCAUGUGUAGUAUUUACAAUAAUGAUGCUCAUUUUGACAUUUUCAAUAUUACAAAGGAAGCCUUAUGUCGCUCACUUGAACACUAAGCCACAAGUAACCUGAGUUUGUAUUAAGCUAUUUUUUGUAAAUAAUAUAGCCAUUUCCGUUAAUAAAAAUUGAGGUUUAUAGUCAGCACAUUAGGUUUUGAUCGUUUUUGUUACUUAUUUUCUAUGCCUCUUAUUACUUUUUAUGUAAUUUUUUAGUUAGUUUUAGUUAGCUUAGAAGAUUUUUGUAACAAGUUAUAUAUAUAUUUUUCUUAGUUAGCAUAAGUUAUUAUUAUGUAUUUGAAGGUCUUUGCUGCCUUGUAGAUGGGUAUUUAUUUACCUGUAAGGCUUGUAUUGUAAAAUAAAUAAAUAAAUAAAUAAAUAAUAUCUUC
This is a messenger RNA of Anthonomus grandis grandis, 5450 nucleotides long. RefSeq lists its product as uncharacterized. Lineage: Eukaryota; Metazoa; Arthropoda; Insecta; Coleoptera; Curculionidae. The coding region runs from base 2367 to 3560 and encodes 397 amino acids. The record is from RefSeq and is a predicted model, not a curated record. The transcript has 2 exons.